Molecule: messenger RNA, 3279 nt
Organism: Mastomys coucha (southern multimammate mouse)
Lineage: Eukaryota; Metazoa; Chordata; Mammalia; Rodentia; Muridae
Product: transmembrane gamma-carboxyglutamic acid protein 1
Exons: 1
Source: RefSeq, a predicted model, not a curated record
CUUGUUAUCUUCUUAAUCUGGAGAUGCUUUCUAAGAAACAAAACUCGGAGACAGACAGUGACUGAAAGCCACAUUCCUUUCCCUCAACAUCUUAACAUCAUUACUCCACCUCCUCCACCAGAUGAAGUCUUUGACAGCAGUGGAUUGUCUCCAGGAUUUUUGGAAUAUGUUGUUGGUCGCUCAGAUUCGGUUUCCACUCGCCUUUCCAACUGUGAUCCCCCACCAACCUAUGAGGAAGCUACUGGUCAGAUGAACCUGAGAAGGAGUGAAACAGAACCUCAUUUAGACCCACCACCAGAAUAUGAGGACAUAGUCAACUCCAGUUCAGCUAGUGCCAUUGCUAUGGUGCCUGUGGUCACCACCAUCAAAUGAAGCUGCAAAACUUUUUUUUACUUUAAUCAUUUCUAAAAUACUAAUGGAAAAACUUUCUAGCACUUUACUACUACAUAAGUGUGCAUUGACUUAUUUUACUAGACUCUUAGAGCAUACCACUUCACAUUUACUGGUUUGAUUUAUCUUUACUUUUGUUUCUUAUUAUAAAAUCAUUAUCUGUGAUUGUUUCUACAAGAGGAAACAUGACGGAAAGGCAUGUCAAUGGCAGUCUUUGUGUGCUCUAAAGGAUACACAUUUAUGCAUAUAGCCACAUGUGUACCAUCCAAUUUGUGUACAACUAAGUUCUACCACACCACCCAUAAAGACAACAUUACUCAACAAAAUUUAAAAGGCAGGGGGCAUAGACAGUAUAUGUGAUAGGCAGCACCAUGCAUGUUUUCUAAUUAAAGACAUCAGUUAACUUCCUAUUUCUUCUUUCAUGAAAGGAAAAAAUAUGCAUGGAUGCAUCCUCAAUUUUAGAAACAUCUCACAGAGAGACAGAGAGAGAGCAUGUAGCAUAUAGUAUAUGUACUUGAUUGUAGUAUAUAACAAGGAAAUCAUUGAUCAUUAGUGGCAUUUAGCUUAUUUUGUACUAGGGUUUUCCUUCUUGGAUGAUUACCAAACACUGUUCCAUUAAAAUUUUCUUAGUAUCUUUGGAUGUUUCAUGCCACUUGUAUUAAUAUCUUGCUAGCAAGUAUUUCUAGGUAAUGAAAUAGUAUUUGUGUUAAUGACAGGGAGUAGGUACUGACUACUCCAUUCCUCAUUGUGUGGUUGGCAAUAAUUGUUUUAUACUAAUUUUUAUUCUCACUGCUACUAUAGACUCUCCAUUCACUCAAGAAUUUAGCCAAAAUCAAUUUUGAAUCAUUUUUUAAUGUUUUGCACAAGUUAAAAUCUUAUUAUCAAAAUUAUUAUGUUGCUGUUUUAUAUUCUAUCUUUUUUAGCUGCAGUAAGUAGUUUUACUUCUUUUCCUUGGAGGAGAGGGAGUAGGUUAUGAAUGAAUUGCCAAAAUAAACUAUUUCAGAAAGUAUAGUAAAAGGUCAAAUGAGAUGCCAUGUAUACAAAUAGUUUUUCAGUAUGAAGAACUGUUUAAUUGUAAGACCUUAAUGUUAUUAUUGUGCUUCAGGGUAACAUUUCUCUGUUUCCCUAGAACUCUUAUCAGAGCUUUUACAUAAUGAGAAAUAUAACAGGCUGCUCCAUAGUUAAUAUUUUCCUAAGCUGAGUGUAUGGGCUAUUCCUUAUCUUCACUUAUUAUCUGGACUGUACAAAAGCUGUGCCAAUUUAAGUACAUUUGCCAGUGCUGUAUUGAAUGAAGAAAUGCUGGAAUUUACACUAAAGUACAUGAAUUAGUUAAUAGAUAUGACACAUGAAAAGGUAUUUGUAUCUUGAUAAUGGUCUCAACAUGACGAUAUUGCUUUAAAUAUUUUUUCUUACUAUGUGAUAAUCGUCUGUUUCUAAUUAAAUCUGAAGUUGAUCCAGUGUACAAGAGAAGUUAUGGGUUGUGUGAGUGUGUUACACUAAUAUUAGGAUUUAGAUAAGACCAGCUAUUUUCAAAUUGUGGCCCAUAAACCCUAAGAGUUUCCUGACAGUCUUCCAUGGAAUCUGUGAAAUUAAAAUAUUUUCUUCCUAUCUGAAGACAUUAUUUGUCUCUUUAUUCUAGUUCUCUCAAACAGAAUUAAACAAUGGGAAACAAUACAGUCUUUGCACAUGUCUUUUAAAAAAGACAAUAUAGGUAUUUUCAUAAAAAUGUAAUUGUAUUGGCAUAUUUUUUAAUUUUUAGCUGAAUUAGUGCUUUAAUUUUUUUCAGUUCAUUUCUAACAUAUAAAAUACUGAUAGAUGUAAAUCUCAACUGCAAAAGUUCUUUGGAGUCUAGAUUCCCCCAAGAGUUUAAGGAGGGAUCCAGAGACCAAAAUUUCAAGAACUACAAGAUUGAACAAAAGAAUAAGACAUCCUCUCACUAAGUUAGGUUUUUGUUCUUGUAAAGUUACUCUAUAUUUUGAAGUCUUAAUACUGGAUUUACCACUUUCUAAACUGAAGUAGAACAAUAAAUGAUGGUUCUUGAAACAAAAGCUAAAGAAAUUGAUCAGUAAUGACAGCUGUUUAGAUUGUUGGUCAGAGAAAAUACUAUUUCAUAGUAAUUAAUAGCUGCACUAACCAUAAAUUUCAUGGCAGCUUUAUAUGAUAAGAGUGUAAUCUAAAUACUACUUCAUGAACUUUUACACUUUUUUUGUUAUGUUUGAGUACAGUUUAGGUCUCAUACUUUUAAAAUUCCCUUUGCUACCCCUUCUGGUUUUAUAAACUGAGUUUCUUAACAUGUAUUAUAAUUAAGGGGCUUAUCUGGAAUAACAUAUAUUUUUAUGGUUUGCAUUUCCUACCUGAUUGAUACUGCAUUUGCCUUUGAUCAUUUUUAAUGAAGAUUUAUUUUUGCAGAAUGUACUUAAUACCUUUCUAAGCAGUGAAUAAAUGGAAUUAAACAAUUUAUAUUUAAAUAAAAAGAUCUGCUCUAGAUUCCUCCAACAGAAUGAUUUUCAAACCUCCAACUACAUUGCUUGUAUCUGGAAUCCUUGAACUGGCAUUUUUUGCUUUCCUGCCCUGUAUGUCACAAUAAAUUACAUGUUUUAAAUAAAUAAAAUGAUUGCUUCUUUUCCUAUUGACUAAUAAAAAAGGGAGCUGUUAUGUUUGUUGAGUGCUAAUGAUAACUUCUUCAAGAUUGGUAAUCUGAUCCAGUAACUACAGAGGUAGCUUUAACUUAGUUCUUUGUAAAUAGCAUGUUUUUAUUACAAUACUUCACAUUUUCAAAUGCUUGGUUUACAUUAAAUUAUGAUAUUUAACUUUUUAUGUUUAUACUAGAUAUGAUUUUCUUAUGUUUCCGUGUUUUGGUAUGCUAAAUAAAGCUAUUUUUAAACCCAA